Messenger RNA from Fomitopsis serialis, 1524 nucleotides. Its product is annotated as transmembrane amino acid transporter protein-domain-containing protein. The record is from RefSeq and is a predicted model, not a curated record. The transcript has 11 exons. The coding region runs from base 1 to 1524 and encodes 507 amino acids. Gene Ontology annotation, biological process: amino acid transmembrane transport. Gene Ontology annotation, cellular component: vacuolar membrane. NCBI's taxonomy places the organism in Eukaryota, Fungi, Basidiomycota, Agaricomycetes, Polyporales, Fomitopsidaceae. Gene Ontology annotation, molecular function: amino acid transmembrane transporter activity.
AUGAAUCUGUACUCACUGUGCAUAGACCGACGUGCACAGGAAUACCUUUCAGACUCCGUAUCUGCCUCUGGGACUUCAGACGACGAAGACUUCCUGGAGGCAGAGGAGCCGACCAUAGAGGAAGAGGACGGCGAGACUGCGUGGGAUGAAGACCUUACGCCAGGACCCUCCGGGCGACAAGUCGUCCCGAACAGACGUCCCUUCCUAUUGCCGCAGAGGAGCUCGUCCCAGGCCACGGCCACUCUUGCUGGCACACCCUCACCGCCGACUCUGAAGGCCGAGGAGCGCACACCUCUUCUGAGAACGCCAACGGAUAUGUCCUACCUACGGCAUGCUGAAGUCAGUCCACCCAAGACCAAGAUCAUCUCAGGGCACAGUACAUAUGGCCAAACGCUCUUCAACGCCAUUGCGAUUCUUCUCGGAAUAGGUAUGCUGUCUGAACCAUUGGCCUUCGCGUACGCAGGCUGGAUAGGAGGGACGGCUAUCAUCAUUUUCUACGGCUGGAUCACUUGCUAUACUGCAAAGAUUCUCGCCCACAUCAUUCUAGACGAUCCCAAGCUACGGUCGUACUCUGACAUCGGGAAGAAAGCAUUUGGACCCCGGUCAGGUCCCUGGAUCAGCGCAGUGUUUUGUUUAGAGCUCUUCACUGUCAGCGUUGCAUUAGUGACUCUGUACGCCGAUUCUUUGUACGCAGUCGCGCCUACAUACUCCCCUGAUACAUACAAACUACUUGGUUUGAUUGUCUUAAUACCCACAAUGAUUUUGCCCCUUUCUGUCCUAUCCUACACGUCGAUAUUAGGCAUUCUCUCGACGCUACUCAUCAUCGCAGUAAUGGUGAUGGAUGGUCUCUCGAAACCAGACAGUCCCGGUAGUCUAUGGGAACCAGCUCCUACAAGCUUGGGCAUUCGCACCCCACUUCAUCUAGGACUUGCUUUCGGGCUCUUCAUGGCGGGCUUCUCAGGGCACGCAGUCGUGCCGUCGCUCGUACGAGACAUGAUUGAUCCGACGCAGUUCGACGCGAUGAUCACCCAAGCGUUCACGGUCGCUACCGGCAUUUACGGUGUCAUCGGUGUGGCGGGAUACCUGAUGUUCGGGGAUGCCGUCAGUGAAGAGUUCAGCCAGGACCUCGCAAAAUACAGUCCGUUCCCGGUGCUUAACAGGAUCGCCCUCUGGGGCCUUGUUCUAGCGCCUUUGUCGAAAUACGCACUCGCAACUCGUCCAGUGGGUACCUCCACAGGGCGGCCAACGUCAAAACACAACCGCACACGCAACGGCAUGCUCACAGCUGUCGAGCGCGCACUCUUCACGCUAUGCUCGGUAGCUGUGUCGAUUUUCGUCCCUGACUUCAGCUCGAUGAUGGCAUUCCUCGGCGCGUUCUCGUCGUUCCUGCUCUGUGUCAUCGGCCCGGUGUCGGCCAAAAUUGCGCUGGCAGGGCGCUGUGGGUGGUGGGAUGGUUUCCUGCUCGUGACCGGGAUUAUCAUGGCUACUUGGGGGACAAUAGCCUCCUUCUGGUCAAUGCAAUAA